Molecule: messenger RNA, 4148 nt
Organism: Hyposmocoma kahamanoa
Lineage: Eukaryota; Metazoa; Arthropoda; Insecta; Lepidoptera; Cosmopterigidae
Gene: HisRS
Product: histidine--tRNA ligase, cytoplasmic
Exons: 9
Coding region: 30-1868 (612 amino acids)
Biological process (GO): mitochondrial translation; histidyl-tRNA aminoacylation
Cellular component (GO): mitochondrion; cytoplasm
Molecular function (GO): ATP binding; histidine-tRNA ligase activity
Source: RefSeq, a predicted model, not a curated record
UGCAGAUUAGAUACCGUAUUGUUACAAGUAUGGCAGAAAAUCAAGAAGUGUUAGUUCAAAAAAUCAAAGAACAAGGCGAUCUUGUGAGAAAACUGAAGGCUGCUAAGGAAUCUAAUGAAAAGGGAAGGAAAAUGGAUUUGCCCUACGAUGUCGACGAACUUGACAAACGUUUAACACAAUACAGCUAUAUAUGCGGCUAUAUGCCUACCAAAUUUGACAUAGAGCUUAGUAGUAAAUUAGGAAAUAAUUUUGAUAUGAAUAAAUAUGUACAUAUCAAGAGGUGGUGGUACCAUAUGCGGAGCUUUAGCGAAUCUGAAAUAUCGUUAUUCCCUGCGACUCCUCCAAAUAAUGAAAAAUGGUCCGAAGGCUAUAAAAAUAUUGAUGAAAAGAGUAAUAAAAAUAUUGAUGAACAGAUACAAGAAGAAGUAGCAAAAUUGCUUGCUCUAAAAAACCAGAUUAGUCCUGAAGAUGCAGCCCCACAAAAGUUUACACUUAAAACUCCAAAAGGGACCAAGGAUUAUAAUCCACAACAGAUGACAAUCAGAAAUAAUGUUCUGCAAAAGAUUACUGAAGUUUUUAAGAAACAUGGAGCAGAGUGUAUUGAUACACCAGUUUUUGAGUUAAAGGAAGUACUAACUGGAAAAUAUGGGGAAGAUUCCAAGCUAAUCUAUGACCUCAAAGACCAAGGUGGCGAAAUUCUCUCUCUUCGAUAUGACUUGACAGUACCUUUGGCCCGAUAUUUGGCAAUGAGUAAGAUAAACACAUUGAAACGCUAUCAUAUUGCCAAGGUUUAUAGAAGAGACAAUCCAGCAAUGACAAGGGGACGAUAUAGAGAGUUUUAUCAGUGUGAUUUCGACAUCGCAGGCCAAUACGACCUAAUGGUGCCUGAUGCAGAGUGCCUGAAAGUAGUCACGGAGAUAUUGGACGCUAUUGAAAUUGGCCCUUAUGUGUUAAAAGUGAACCAUAGGAGACUUCUAGAUGGCAUGUUUGAGGCAUGCGGCGUAUCGGCUGCGAAUUUUAGAGCUACAUGCUCCACAGUUGAUAAGCUGGAUAAAUUAACCUGGGAAGAAGUGCGGACAGAAAUGAUUAACGAGAAAGGCAUAUCACCAGAAGCGGCAGACCGUAUCGGGAAAUACGUACGCCUCAACGGUGGUUCUGAACUCGCUGACAAACUGUUGAAAGACGAACAGCUAUCAAAAAUCAAGGCUGCAAUUGAAGGCCUUGAAGGAAUCAAGUUGCUCCUCAAUUAUUGCGAAUUGUUUGGCAUUGAAGAUAAAAUACUUUUCGAUUUAAGCUUAGCGAGAGGACUGGACUACUAUACAGGAGUUAUUUAUGAGGCUGUUUUAAGUGAACCUAUUAAAAUUGGCAACGAAUUCCAGACAGUCGGCUCGAUAGCUGGCGGUGGUAGAUACGAUAACCUUGUCGGCAUGUUCGACUCUAAGAACAAGCAGGUCCCCUGUGUCGGCGUCAGUGUCGGUGUGGAACGCAUAUUCUCCGUACUCGAAGCUAAGCUAGAAGCCGGUGAGAUGAAAGUCCGCACGAACGAGGUGGAAGUGUACGUUGCGUCUGCGCAGAAGAACUUCCUCGAGGAACGGAUGAAGAUCUGUACCGAACUGUGGAACGCUGGGAUUAAGACAGAACAUUCCUACAAGAAGAACCCAAAAAUGCUCACCCAACUCCAGCACUGCGAGGAGAAUGGCAUUCCUCUUGCGGUCGUGUUAGGCGAAUCUGAACUUAAACGGGGUAUGGUUAAAGUUAGGAAUAUCUCAACUAGAAAAGAGGACGAAGUAUCGAGGGACAAAUUAGUAGAUGAAUUGCGAACUAGAUUAGCCGCCUUGAAUGUUAACGUGAAUGGUCAUGCCGCGUAGUGUAAGUGAGAUGAUUACGAGUCCCAUAUACAUCAACAUAAAGCUAUUUAUCUCGAUCUCGCUCAUAUGCAUAUAAAUGAUUUUAAGUGUGACCGAAACAACCAUUGCGGUCGCACAUCAUAACAGUAAAACUGGACACGACAAAAAUUUUUGUUUUUGCAGUCCAAAACUUCUUCCCAAUUGAGUUGUUGAAUUGUAAGAUUUGUUUUAAUCGAUCAGAAUUUCAUGGAAACGCUGCUACUGACUGAUAAUGUACUACUGGAGCAGGAAAUAGCACUGGGCCUUUUUUCCAGUAUUGUCAGCGUAAUAAAUAAGUUAUGUAAAUGUAAACGCGCUAAUGACUGGUUGAAGAUGAGAGAAAUACCAAUUUUCUACGACGGAAGUGGAGUCGGGGGUGAAGGGCUUGCUUUUGUUUGAGAGUUGUCUUGAUAAAGUAUUAGCUUGGACUACAUUCUAUAGUGGUGAGAAGCACCACAUUGUAAGCGCGUGCGGCGCGCCCAAGUACCACUUUCUUUAGUGAGCGAGCGCCCCCUCCCGCCGUCUCCACCCACCUCACCCCGCUCAUUCUUUAUGUACACAAAAUAUGCAGAAAAACCUUAAGUAACAAUUGUAAUGUAAAAUAUCGUGUCACUUUAUUUACACAUUAUAUAUGUUAACAAAACGAUUGAACACUGUACUGUAUUCAUCACUUCACUUGUUAUCGGGUGCACCCAUAGCGUACAUUAAUAUUUAGCAAAAUGACGUGGCUCCAAGUUGAACUACCAGUUAGUUUUAGAAGGGUUUUUUGAGAUUUUGUUCGAUUAUAUUGAUUCGUGAUGAUGUUUGGAAGUUCCUUUUAAAAUGUGUGUACAAAGCUUUUAUCACUAGUUUUUGUGUGGUAAGUAUAAGUCUACCAGUACCUUACUACACGAUGAUAAAAAGUAUGAAUGAAUUUCGUAUGGCAAUCUCAAUUUCGUCGCCGUACUUUCUCAAGUUUGAGAUAUCUUAAAGCACAUAGUUACUGAAAUGCAAAAAAUGGAUUGUAUAUACAAAUUUUACAGGUUAAUUUCACAUCACAUUUCCUUCACAUUCACACACUGGGUUUUACCUAUUCUUAAAGUAAUGCAUCCAAAUUAACACCCUUGAUAAGAAAUUUAAAAUAAAUAGAAAGUUUUGCCAUCUCCUGAAUAAUCAUUCUUUAUAAGAUAUGAGUUUGAGAAAGUAAGGCAUCGAUUUGUUACUUCAAAUUUAAGCAAAUGUUUCAUGUUUGUUGUACGAAAAUAAUUAAGAUAUUUAUGUAAGAAGGUCUGAAAAUAAGAAACACUCAUGAUUUUUUUAAUAUCGAGUACUUAUAUUUUUCGAAAUAAAACUAUUACAAUAUUUAUUUAUCGCAUGCCACGAUUUUUUACUUCCAUAUAUUUUUUUGUGAAAUUACUCCACUUAUUAUUAUUUAUUUUUUAUACUCAGAUGGUUUAGAGCGGUGAACCCGGCAUGGCAACAGGCACUGGUUCGAGUUCACGGUUCUUACAUCAAUAAUAAUAAAGCAUUUUUUUCAGAUAUUUUAGUGGGAAAAUUUUAAAAUAUUUUGAAGAAUGAAGCAAAAAUAUAUAAUUUAUCUCAAUAUGCAGCGUACUACCUGUAAAGGGUCCGAAACGUUGGUUUGUUUGAAAAAGUAAAUAUACGCGAUUUAUUGCUGAAAUAGUUUUAUUUCCUAUUAGGUACUCUCUAUUAAAAAUUUUCAAUUUCCCCCUUUGGUAAGAGAUCCUAGUAGACUUAUAUGGUCACUUUAUUUUAUGCUUUUUUCGUUUGUUUUUCAGAGUUUUUCAUUGAAAUAUUACUAGUAUUGUUAGUGUAAAAUUUAUCUAAAAUAGUAAAGUAAAAUGUAUAGGUUAUGCUUCAUUUACAUCAAUAUUUACUUAGUUUGUUAAUUUCGAGCUCGACCAAAUAAGAACUUUGAAAAGUGAUGAAGUUUGCUUAGAUUUAAAUAUUACCAUGUAAACUAAAACUGUCGGUAACUAAAAAAUGGUGGAAUUGAGGAAAUAAGUUUGAAAAAAAUACUGAAUGAAUCUUAUUGCGAAUAUCAUUACCUUUGUUUUUGCAUAGCAUUUAAUCGUAUAAACAAGAAUAUAAAUAUUUUGUUCCAUUCAGUAAUUUUUGUCUUUUCACUUCAAAGUGAAGAAUAAGUCGUGUGCCUGAUACAAAGCGAUACGCCUGUUCACAACAGAUGCAGUGCCACUAAGAUUUUUAAAUCCUAAAGUUCUGAGGGGCAAUGCCACUGCGCUUGUCACCCUGAGACAUAAG